AUGCAUCUCAUGUACACCCUCGACGCCGAGGGCAAGCGCAUCUACACCCUGAAAAAAGUUAUCGGCAGCCAAGUCGCAAAAUCCGCACAUCCCGCAAGAUUCUCGCCCGAUGACAAGUACUCAAGACACCGAGUGACUCUCAAGAAGCGAUAUGGUCUCCUCAUAACCCAGCAGAGUAUGUCUUCCAACUCGACGCGAACGGAAUUUUUACUAAUUUAG
This is a messenger RNA of Pseudovirgaria hyperparasitica, 219 nucleotides long. Its product is annotated as H/ACA ribonucleoprotein complex subunit 3. The transcript is spliced from 2 exons. Gene Ontology annotation, cellular component: box H/ACA telomerase RNP complex; box H/ACA snoRNP complex. Gene Ontology annotation, molecular function: telomerase RNA binding; box H/ACA snoRNA binding. The coding region runs from base 1 to 219 and encodes 72 amino acids. NCBI's taxonomy places the organism in Eukaryota, Fungi, Ascomycota, Dothideomycetes, Acrospermales, Acrospermaceae. The record is from RefSeq and is a predicted model, not a curated record. Gene Ontology annotation, biological process: snRNA pseudouridine synthesis; positive regulation of telomerase RNA localization to Cajal body; ribosome biogenesis.